Molecule: messenger RNA, 1626 nt
Organism: Corvus hawaiiensis (hawaiian crow)
Lineage: Eukaryota; Metazoa; Chordata; Aves; Passeriformes; Corvidae
Gene: NECTIN4
Product: nectin cell adhesion molecule 4
Exons: 8
Biological process (GO): heterophilic cell-cell adhesion; homophilic cell-cell adhesion
Cellular component (GO): adherens junction
Source: RefSeq, a predicted model, not a curated record
GGUGGCGGCCGCGUGGAGGUGCCACGCAGCGUGACGGCCGUGCUGGGCCAGGACGUGGUGCUGCCGUGCCGGUACCGGGCGCAGGAGCAGGAGCAGGUGGUGCAGGUGACGUGGCUGAAGCGCGGGCCGGGCUCGGUGGCCACCGAGGUGGCCGUGCUGAACCCGCAGCACGGCGAGCACGUGCAGGAGCCCUUCGUGGGGCGCGUCCUGCGCCACGGCCACGGCGACCUCGAGGACGGUGCCAUCCUCCUGCGCAACGCCGUGCAGGGCGACGAGGGCGACUACGAGUGUCACCUCAUCACCUUCCCCAUGGGCAACUUCGAGGGGCGGCUCACGCUCAGGGUGCUGGUGCCACCGCUGCCCAUCCUGAACCCUGGCCCGCCGCUGGAGGAGGGCCAAGGCCGGACGCUGGCGGCUUCGUGCACGGCCGAGGGCAGCCCGGUGCCAUCGGUGCGCUGGGAGACCGAGGUGCGUGGCACCAAUGCCACGCGGCGCUCGGCCCACGCCCGCUCGGCCUCGGUCACCAGCGAGUUCUUCCUGGUGCCCGGGCGCAGCAUGAACGGCAAGAGCCUCACCUGCGUGGUGGCACACCCCGGCCUGCGCCACGAGAAGAGGAUCACGCACCUGCUCAGCGUCGCCUACCUGUCGGAUGCGUCCGUACUCGGCCACACGGCCGAGUGGCAGGAGGGCAUGGAGGGGGCGGCGCUGACCUGCCUGGGGGAUGGCAACCCCCCCCCGACCUACAACUGGACACGGGUGGACGCGCCGCUGCCCGCGGGUGUCAGGGCCAAGGGGGACACGCUGCUGUUCCAGCGGCCCUUGGCCGUGGCCGAUGCUGGCGACUACGUGUGCCGAGUGUCCAACCGCGUGGCCGCCAAGGAGGCCCGGGCCAACGUCAGCAUCCGGGGACGUGCCACAGAGGACCCCGUGCGCCGCGUGGACCUGGUGUCGGCCUCGGUGGUCGUGGUCGGGGUCAUCGCCGCCGUCCUGCUCUGUGUCCUCGUCAUCGUCGUCGUGGUCAUGACCCUGUACCACAAACGCAAGACCCAGCGCAUCUCCGAGAAGUACGAGGAGGAGCUGACGCUGACCCGGGAAAAUUCCAUCCGGAGGCUCCACUCCAGCCACAGCAGCGACCCCCGGGCACAGCUGGAGGAGACGCUGCAGCUGCGGACGGAGAGUCGCCAGGGCAGCCUGCGAGGGGACAGCCUGCGAGGGGACAGCCUGCGUGGCACCAGCAUCUGCUCUGCCAUGAGCGAGGAGCCCGAGGGCCGCAGUUACUCCACGCUGUCCACGGUGCGGGAGAUCGAGACGCAGACGGACGUUCCCGUUGUCGUCCCCGUUGUCCCCUCGACGCUGCCGCCGCCGCCGGACCCGGCCGGGAAGGAGCCCAAGGAGGAGGAGGAGGAGGGGGGCGGCGGGGGGGACCCCAUCAAGCAGGCCAUGACCCACUUCGUGCAGGAGAACGGGAUGCUGCAGGCCAAGCCCAGCUCCAACGGCAUCUACAUCAACGGCCGUGGCCACCUGGUGUGAGCCGGGCACCGGGGGGACACCUGGGGACAGUCAGGGGACAGCCAGGGGACAGCCAGCCCCACCCCGCUCCCGCCCGGCUCUGCCCCCGCUGCUCCG